UUUUUUACUUCAGGAGGAGGGUGAAACAGCACAAUACAUCAAUUAUUUCACUUUAAUGUAAAUCAUUAUUUCCUGAAUUAACUUUGGCGGCUGCAUCUUGUCUGGGGAGGUGAGUGGCAGAGCAUCGUCCAGGUGGAUUGAUUGCACACUUCCGUGACACCGAGACUGAAGCGCUGGCGGAUUGGUGAAACAAUCCAUACACGAUAAAAAAAAAAAGAGAGACGCGACAGCCAUCCUUUUAUAACCGGAGAAGCAAAGGUAAUUUUAUGUAGCCCGGUCAGUGAGCAUCCUCAACAGUUCAUCACAAAUAUACGCCUAUUGUAGCCAUUGUCGACAUUUGCGCAGAUCCACUUUCACAAAUCAGCCAACCAGGCAUGUUUGUAUGCAGUUCAACCAAUGAUGUAUCAUUUGAGUUCAACACUGCUAGCUAGCUAGCAUUUUAGCUUAUAUUUUUAUUCCCGCCAAUGCAUACAAUUAGAUGGUUUUAGCUAUAUUUUUUCUCUCGGGUCCACCGGCCGCUUUUGGUGACCCUUCGUGGCAUAGGCGUCCCAUUCGAAAGUCUGCCCUUCCAACUUCGAUGGUAAUUUCUAUGCCUACCAUGGGGCAUGGUGACCACGGGGAAGGGGGAAUCAGGAUUUGUUUCUGGAGAGGAAGGCUGUAAAACGGCUGCCACAUCCAAGGAAGGCACGCAAAUGUUCAACUCCGGAGUCGGGGAUCUACUUAGCUAGCUAACGUUAGCUAGCUAGUGACGGAAAAAGAACAAUACAGGACACGAGUGCCUGCAAUUUGAACGAGUACACUCAGGGCUGCCAACUUUAGAAAAAAGCGUAGAGUUAGAUUUGCUAUGUGAAUUUCUUUGCCCCCUGGCACAACCCUUAGACACGAAGGACAUUUAACUGUUUUAAAGCUAAUUUCCUGCAAUUAUACGUAUUUUGACAUGGCUUAGGCCUAUGACCAGGGUGGAAAAUAAAACCACAGGUCCGGUGUAUUUAGGAUACUUUGAACAGUAUAUUUUUUGGGGAGGGGUGAAAUGUAAAGUAUGCACUUUUUUUUUUUCUUUAGGUGGAUUGACAUUUUAUUCAGACAGUUAUGAAAUAACAUGGGGAGAAACAGUGUGAAGGUUGGAAACUGGGAUUGAUCCCUGUUCUCAGGUGGAAAGUAUGUGACACGUGGGGUAGUGUUACCAGGAAAUACUAACAUUAAUGGUUGAUGGCUGUGGGUAACCAAAUCAUAGAUUGUGGUCUCCUUGUCCAUGGACUGCUUUCAAGGUAAAGACACAAACGUUUUGUAACUCUUUAAAAUAAGGCUGGAAGAAAAUCCUGCUUGCUCCCCAGGAGGGUUCGCCACCCCUGAUCUAUGUUUCCCAAGUGCUGGGUGUUUGAGAAUGUUCUUGUUAUAAGAAUUUAAUUUCUCAAUCACCCAACUCUCAAGAAAUAUCAAAUGAAUAUCAAAUAUUCAGGUGGUUUAUGUCUAUUAGUUGAAGAUUCUUGCCAUCUUACUCUACAUAGAUGUAAUGCGAUUCAGUUGGGCAUCCCCCUACCAUCUCUGCCUAGCAUGUGCACAAUACUAAAAUAUAAAUUAUAUUUGUGGCCUGCAGCAUUUAAUAUCCAAUGCUUAUUUGUAUGACUUAUUCAAAACAUUUUACAUUUCCAUUUUAGUCAUUUAGCAGACGCUCUUAUCCAGAGUGACUUACAGUUAGUGAGUGCAUACAUAUUUUUAAUUAUUUUUCAUACUGGCCCCCCGUGGGAAUCGAACCCACAACCCUGGCGUUGCAAACGCCAUGCUCUACCAACUGAGCUACAUCCCUGCGGGCCAUUCCCUCCCCUACCCUGGACGACGCUGGGCCAAUUGUGCACCGCCCCAUGAAUUGUCCAUGAAUGGCUGCAAAAAUACAUAGCCUCGUAAUUCAUUUUCAAAGACACAAGUAGGCAUAUCAGAUUUCAAAUACGUGAUUACACUGGUAAAAUUGUGAAGAAGUGGAAUAAUAAAAUAAGUGUGGGGAAUAACAGUGUUCUUGCUGACAAGCACACUAAUUACCCUAUAUUUUAGCCCAUUGUUAAUAAUGAGAAUUAGUGUCUGGUAGCCAAAUUGAACCAAGUUUUAAAUGAUCACUCUUUGAGAAUAACAGUUCAAGAUGUGAGAUGCGCUUCACUUCGCAGUGGCAACUUUUUCAUUUGGAAAAAUAUUCUGUUCUAUUUUAUUCUUAUUACAUGUUUUUUUAAACUAUAAAAUAGGUGUCUUGACUGUGAUAAGAGCUCGGGAAAUAAGAGCGUCAUGUCGGCUAAAUUAACAAAGCUAUGCCAUUGCACAGCCAUAGGCUUCUACAAGCAAGUGCUGCUGCGUAUGGUUACUGCCCCUCUUAAAGAUUGUGUUCCACCAUAUAAUAUAACCAGUUUAUUAUGCUUUCAAUAAAUGUAUCUUAAAUGGCACUUGCUUUUUUUGACUGAAUAUAAACUACAUGACCAAAAGUAUGUGGACACCAAACUGUUGCCACAAAGUUGGAAGCACGGAAUCAUCUAGAAUGUAAUUGUAUGCUGUAGCAUUAAGGUUUCCCUUCACUGGAACUAAGGGGCCUAGUCCGAACCAUGAAAAACAGCCCCAGACCAUUAUUCCUCCUCCACCAAACUUUACAGUUGGCAAUAUGCAUUGGGGCAGGUAGCGUUCUCCUGGCAUCCGCCAAACCCAGAUUCGACAGAGCCAGAUGGUGAAGCGUGAUUAAUCACUCCAGAGAACGCGUUUCCACUGCUCCAGAGUCCAAUGAAGGCGAGCUUUACACCACUCCAGCCGACGUUUGGCAUUGCGCAUGGUGAUCUUAAGCUUUUGUGCGGCUGCUCGGCCACGACGAACAGUUAUUGUGAUUACUUUACUUCCGGAGGCAGUUUUGAACUCUGUAGUGAGUGUUACAACCGAGGAAAGAUGAUUUUUACGCGCUACGUGCUUUAGCACUCGGUGGUCCCGUUCUGUGAGCCUGUUUGGCCUACCACUGACUUGUUGGAAAGGUGGUAUCCUAUGACGGUGCCACGUUAAGUCACUGAGCUCUUCAGUAAGGCCAUUCUACCACCAAUGUUUGUCUAUAGAGUUUGCAUGGCUGUGUGCUCGAUUGUAUACACCUGUCAGCAAUGGGUGUGGCUGAAAUGGCUGAAUCCACUAAUUUAAAGGGGUGUCAAAAAAAUGUGGUGUGUGUAUAUAUAUCAUGGGAACUCUUUUGUAUAUUUUAAGUUUUAAAUUUCACUCCUUGACAAGAGUCACUAGAGACUCAAAGCCACGAGGGUAGAACACAUUUCAAACUUUGCUUGUUAGGGGGAGCUAGUUGCAGAAACAAUGGAAUGUUUUAGUCGACAUGCAUGGACCUGUGUGUCAAGAUUUUGAUAGUAUGACUUAAUUUGCUCUUCUUUUUUUUGUGUGUGUGUAUACAUAUAUAAGGGCAAUUUUGCUAUUGGGAUUUGUUAUAUGUAAUGGAUAUGACAUAUUAGGCAUCAUCGUGCACUCUUGGCAUAGACCUAUAGAUAAAUGAGCACAUAGGCCUCCUUUUUUUGAGUACUAGAAAAGAAUCAUGCAAUUACUCAACAGUCAAAUCCCUAGUUGGGAAGUGUAUAUUACCUGGCCUAACAUGAUGCCUCUCUCUUUUAGGAAGCUGAGGAACAAUGUAUCAGGUCCCUGUUGGAAACUUGGAGAACAUCCGAAAAACAAGGAGAAAAGUGAAACAUAUUUUGAGUGAUUAUGGACUGGAGGAUUGCAAAAACCUUCUGGAAGUAUGUUCAUGUUGUGCGAUUUUUAUGUUUAAAACUAUCAGUUUCAUCGGUAUCAGAUCAGUGUAGCAAGGAUUGUUAGUUGGCUAGAUGAGGGCCUAAUUAUUGCCAUAUUACACAUUGUUUAUAGGCAUGGAUUGUACUUUUUACAGAAAAGUUUGGUCAUACGCACAUCCUUAAAACAUAGGUGCUGGGCUAAUAAAGAAUACUAGUAAAGAACAAGAAGGCCCUCACACUGUUAAAGCUCCCAAUUCACCACUUUAUUGACAAAGUUUCGAGCCGAAACUGAUCUUCGUCAGAAAAUUGUACUUUUCCCAUAACUUUUAAAGACGGUCUGUACCAAAUGGCACCCUAUUCCCGAUGAUCAAAAGUAGUGCACUAUAAAGGGAAUAAGGUGCCAUUUGGGACACACAACAGUGAAUGAUCGGAGAUCAUUGAUCAGUGUUUUCUUCCCAUGAUACUUAGUGAGGGGGAAAAAGUAUUUGAUCCCCUGCUGAUUUAGUACGUUUGCCCACAGACAAAGUGUCAGUCUAUAAUUUUAAUGGUAGGUUUAUUUGAACAGCGAGAGACAGAAUAACAACAACAAAAAAUCCAGAAAAACGCAUGUCAAAAAUGUUAUACAUUGAUUUGCAUUUUAAUGAGGGAAAUAAGUAUUUGACCCCUCUGCAAACAUGACUUAGUACUUGGUGGCAAAACCCUUGUUAGCAAUCACAGAGGUCAGACGUUUCUUGUAGUUGGCCACCAGGUUUGCACACAUCUCAGGAGGGAUUUUGUCCCACUCCUCUUUGCAGAUCUUCUCCAAGUCAUUAAGGUUUUGAGGCUGACGUUUGGCAACUCGAACCUUCAGCUCCCUCCACAGAUUUUCUAUGGGAUUAAGGUCUGGAGACUGGCUAGGCCACUCCAGGACCUUAAUGUGCUUCUUCUUGAGCCACUCCUUUGUUGCCUUGGCCGUGUGUUUUGGGUCAUUGUCAUGCUGGAAUACCCAUCCACGACCCAUUUUCAAUGCCCUGGCUGAAGGAAGGAGGUUCUCACCCAAGAUUUGACGGUACAUGGCGCCGUCCAUCGUCCCUUUCAUGCGGUGACGUUGUCCUGUCCCCUUAGCAGAAAAACACCCCCAAAGCAUAAUGUUUCCACCUCCAUGUUUGACGGUGGGGAUGGUGUUCUUGGGGUCAUAGGCAGCAUUCCUCCUCCUCCAAACACUGCUUGGCGAUGGUCUUGUAGCCCAUUCCAGCCUUGUGUAGGUCUACAAUCUUGUCCCUGACAUCCUUGGAGAGCUCUUUGGUCUUGGCCAUGGUGGAGAGUUUGGAAUCUGAUUGAUUGCUUCUGUGGACAGGUUUCUUUUUAUACAGGUAACAAACUGAGAUUAGGAGCACUCCAUUUUAAGAGUGUGUUCCUAAUCUCAGCUCAUUACCUGUGUAAAAGACACCUGGGAGCCGGAAAUCUUUCUGAUUGAGAGGGGGUCAAAUACUUAUUUCCCUCAUUAAAAUGCAAAUCAAUUUUUGACAUGCGUUUUUCUGGAUUUUUUGGUUAUUCUGUCUCUCACUGUUCAAAUAAACCUACCAUUAAAAUUAUAGACUGAUCAUUUCUUUGUCAGUGGGCAAACGUACAAAAUCAGCAGGGGAUCAAAUACUUUUUUCCCUCACUGUAGCUGUUGUCCUUAACUGUAUGUUGUCUGUCACCAUCUUCCAGGAGCUGCAGAAGGAGAAGAAGAACUCUAAUGAAGAUUCUGAUUCUGAUGAGGCAUUCCAGGAGACUGAGUGGGUGGACCUCAGUGAGCCCUUCCAAGGCAAGAGGAAGAAAAAGGUAAAAUGGCACCUGGAAAGAUGAGCUAGUCUGAUAGGGAUGUCAACAAACCAAACAAGUGUUUGAAAUUGAAACAGAAUAGUUUAUAGUUCAACUGAUUGAUUAAAUGUGCCAAUAUUUCUGGGGUCUGUGGAAAUGCAUAGCCACUGAUAUUGAAUAUGCAUCAGUUAAUUCAGUUCUUACUUAAUCUGCAUCUGAAAUGGCACCCUAUUCCCAAAAUUCCCAGCCUUUCUGGUCAAAAGUGGUGCACUAUGUAGGGACACACUCUUCGUACAAAAAAAUGUAACAUUCAUUCCUUACAGUGAAGUGACGGAUCAAUUUAAAAUGUUCUUAUUUUGCUAAUCACGCUUGCUAUCUGUGCGUUUCCUUCCCCAGUGGCCGUACCGCACGCGGCUGUUGUGCUGCACCCUCUGUAAGUACUCCACCCGGAACUGGUACUCCUACAAGAGUCAUCUACAGCGGAGCCAUGAGUAUGAGAGGAAACUGUGUGCCCUGGCUCCCUGCCAGAUCUGCCCCUUCGUCGCCCACCCCCGACUCAUCAAGAAGCACCUCCUCCUCUUCCAUGGCUCUCCGAAUGUGGACCAAGAAUCAGCGUCUCUGCAUUCAACUACCAAGAAAGGGGACCGGUUUAAGUGUCGCAAGUGCCGAUAUGUGGACUCAAACCUGUUCUCAAUGAAGAAGCAUGUCCUGCUGAACCACCUGGAGAAGCUGUGGCACCACUUCUCAGGCCGGAUACCAGACACUAAGUUCCCCCAUUCAGCCUCCAGGCAGUUCUGUAAGGUGUGUAAGAUGGCCAUCGAAAGCACGGAGCACAUGCUGCACCACAUCCUGUCCUCUCCCACUCACCAGUGGGCCUGCGCUCAGAUCAGGACCUGGAUCUUGGAGAACACUCAGUACGCCAAGCCUACAAAUUAUCAAACACUGGCCCCUAAAAAACAGCUGCCACAGGUGUCCAGUCCUGAGCAGCUGGCAGGGCCCAACCAGAGCUUCCUCCCCCCUCAGGCCCUGGUUCAGCUGGCCGGUGCUGAGGCAAAGGGCCUCGUCCAGCCUGGUGCUACUGUCAAGCUGCAGAGUGCUCUGCCCCAGGGGGCCAUCUCAGCCACCAUGCCCAUCGGCCAGACCAUGGUCAGACUGCCCUCUGGCACCUCCCUACCUGGUGCUGCUCAUAACCAGGUGCCUUUCAACAUAGGGGUCCAAGGUCAGCAGCAGCCCCAGCAGGUCUUCCUGCCCCCGAGGGUGCAGAUCAGCAUUCCAGGGAUGUCCCAGGCCCUCAUGGUGACUCAGCGCCUCCCCCUGAACCAGGGGACCCCCCAGGGUACCAUGCUCCAGAGCAACACUCAGGGCACCAUGCUGACCUCCCAGUCCCUCCUCAGCCACCUCUUCCCCACGGGCAACAAGGUCAACGGCAUGCCCACCUACACCUUCGCCACGUCGGUGGGCAUGCCCAGCCAGACCAGUAACAUCCAGCUUAUCAGCAAGGCUCCUCAGCCCAUCAAACCAGCAGGUAAUCCUGCUCUGAACUCCAAAGCCAAGAAGUGGAUCACCUGUCCCAUCUGUAAUGAACUGCUCCCUUCCAACGUCUAUGAGGCUCACCAACAGGCUGCCCACAAGGCCCAGCCCAGAGCAGCUAAGCAGCAGGGCCUGGCUGCCCGUGCUCCCUUCCUCAGGAAGAUGCCUGACAAGACAGUAAAGUGUUUGAAGUGUAAGAUCCUCCUGUCUGAGAAGGGCCUCUUUGAACACCUGCUGCACGGGCUCAACUGCCUCUACUGUCCUGGGAUGUUCUACUCCAUUCAACAACUGGUUGAACACACAAACGCACAACACAACCCCACACAGAAGGCCAACUGUGACUUCAUGAGGCGGGAGUAUAGACUGUACACAGACGACAGCGGUAAACUUCUGUUCCCCUACUUUGACAUCAACACCAUGGCCCCCAAAGAGAUCCUGGGAGACGCAGAGCUGAAACUGGCUCUGGUCACCAACUCCCUAGACCUGAUCUUCCUCAAGAUGCAGCCUGGUGGUAAACAGGACGUGUGUCGGAACCCCAGUAAAACUACGCGGACCGACUGCCCCUUCUGUGAAGAGAAGUGUGUCACAGUGGAGAACUACCAGGCCCAUCUGAAUGGGAAACACUACAUCGCGCCCACCGUCCACGCCAUCCUCAAGACUGCAGCAUUCAAAUGCAUCUACUGCAACGGCGUCUACACAGGCAAGACUACGCAGAGAGCUAUAGUCAUCCAUCUACAGCGCUGCCGCCGUGCACCCAAGACCCCUAAAGACACAGACCGACUCCAGCCUGCCCCCACCAACGGACGCCAGCAGCAGGUCAUGGCCUUUAAGCAGAUGAUCCAGGUGCCAGGUCUGUACUCUGCCCAGCUCCCUCCUGUCCCCAUGGCAGCGAUGGCCUCCGUCCCUGUCCCCCAGCCCUCUGAGUCCCCCGCUGAGCUACAGAGCAAGCUGAGACUGGAGGCGGCCUUCAGGGAGGCCAUGGAGGCCAACAAGAAAGAGAGGGAUGCGCGGGCAGCCUUCCGUAAGCAACGAGAGAAGGAAAAACGAGAGCAGGUACCCAAGAUAGACCCCUAUAUUCAGCUGGCGCUGGACCCCAGUGGGAUGGAGAAACGCCCCUCUGAGGAGCGUAAAGACUUCCUCACCAGAUACUUCCACACCAAGCCGUACCCCACCAAGAAGGAGUCUGAGGAGCUCUCCAAGAGACUGUGGCUGACCCGGACUGAGGUGUCCACACUGUUUGGGAUGAAGCGCACCAAGUGCAUGAAGGCGAUCCAGAAGAACAGCCCUACCAUCUUCAUGGGCUUCAACAUGACAGAGCUGAAGAAACUUAAGCACGACCUCCUCAUCCCAGAGGUGGAACCUGCAGAACCAGAGAAGAUGGCUGACCAGGAAGUGGAACCCGAAGAACCAGAACAGACGGAUUCUCCAGAAGGAGAAACGGCAGAACCAGAAAUGUCUGUUCCAAAAGAGGAUUCUUUAGAACCACAUCAGAUGGAUGUUCCAGAGAUUGAUCCUUUAGAACCAGAGCCAAUGGCUGUCUGAGUUGUCACUUCAGAGUACAUGUACAGUCUGUAUAGAUACUUUUACCUGGAUGACUGCAACAGACUGCAGUGCCCUGAAAUGUAUACUUUUAUAUUGAUGUUAAUCUCCCUGCUAGGAAUUGUCAACUUAAUUUUAGAUGUUGAUUUAUUAUUAUUAUUAUUCUCCUUUUCGUAGAACUGUAAAUCACAUGUUGACAUUCUCACAGGCUACAUGUUAAAACAAACCUCUGUAUACAAGGGUAAAAAAUCUGAAGCUAUGUGAGGAUUGUAUUAGUAUUUGAGUGACACUGUUUUCAGGGGUUUGUUUCAUACAACCACAGCACCGUUAAAUCCUAGGGGGCAUCUUUUAAGAUGUGUUUUCAACCCAUCGACCAUGAUUCAGUUUGAAUAAUAUUUUUAAAUGCUGUCAAAUGUUAAAGCUAUAAAAACACACCUGUAUUUGGUAUUGUGUAAGUAUUCAAACAGGGAUCAUUGACUGACUUUCAAACAACUACACCAUUAUCUCAUGUUCAGAACGUUAAUGAACAGUAUUUGUCAAUUUUGUGUUUCUGUAUCAUCAGAAUACUUAUUUUCUGUAUAAUAGUUAUUGGCCUUUGUUCUCAAUAGUAACUCAAAACUGUUAUGUGGUUAUAUGAAUCCAUUGACCAGAUGAGACUGAGUAUAAUCAUAACUGUAAGACAUUGUCCAGCUUUCUUCUUUUCAGAAUGUGUAUCGAGCGCUAUUCUUCCCUCUAUUGGAACUAUGUAAUGGAUCAUUCUGAGUUCGCUCAAAUACUGAUUUUUGAGGUAGCCUCCAUCACUUUCACCUUUGCUUUCCUUGCCCUUGUUGUGUUGCUUUUUAUGUGUGUUUGUUUGUGUCCACUCAUUUUGUUGUAAGUUAUUAUUUGGUGAAAACGGACAGCUUCUGCUGGUGUUUUUACCAUUAUUUUUCAUAUGCUAAUUCCCCUAUGGGUUUUUCAUUUUCUUCCUUGUUUCUACUUCUUCCUGUGUCACUUGCAAUUGAUUGUCAGGUUUUUAUGUACUAUAUACCUGUUGGGUUUUAGAUUGGUUCAGUCCUUCAGAAGCUAAAAUGUGUAUAGACUUGAAGGUUUGAGCCUUCUGAUGCAUUGUGGCAGAACUGUGCAC
Molecule: messenger RNA, 9726 nt
Organism: Coregonus sp. 'balchen'
Lineage: Eukaryota; Metazoa; Chordata; Actinopteri; Salmoniformes; Salmonidae
Source: the annotation of a GenBank genome assembly